AUGGGUAGACAGAUGAAGAAGAUAGAAGAUAAACAACAAAGAAACAUAGCAUUUGCUAAAAGAAAAAAUGGGCUUUUGAAGAAAGCUUAUGAACUCUAUGCUCUAUGUGAUGUUCAUGUUGCUCUCAUCUUCUUCUCUCCUUCUGGCAAACUCUUCGUUUUCAAUGCCAAAGGAAGUGUCGAGGAGAUUAUACACAAGUAUGUUUCUUUGCCUACUUAUAUGCGCCAACGCUUCAAAGAUGAGACGAUUGUUAAAGCGUUAGUCGAUCAGAUGCUUCAAGACUCGAUGCGUACCAACUCGAGAGAAAGUCGUGGCGAUGCUGUUCGUUACCAAAUUCAACCAAAGGCGAUCGAAGAUGAAAUCGAGAAAUACAAAGCCGAAUUGGCCGAAGUUGAUCGAAAAUUGGACUGCUAUUUGAAAAGUCCGAAUAAGUGGGAUUCACUAGCUGAACUUCAAAGUCGAAUGGAAAAAAUCGGGACGGCAAAGGUUAAAGUUCAAUCUCGAAAGAGAGAAUUGCUAUCUCAAAAUCAAUCCGCUAAUGCUAGCUUGGAGAACUCGUCUGUGGAAUAAAAAAUUAUUGUGAAUUUAAACUAAAUAAUGUAGUAUAUCCGAAAAUAAUGUUGGUAUCGUUUGUAUCCAAAUUUACCAUCUUUUAAACCUAAAAUUCUUGUUACUGAAAUAAUAUAUUUCUAUGAUUUGAAGUUAUUAUUAUGGAAAUCAUUCAUUUUA
Molecule: messenger RNA, 729 nt
Organism: Capsella rubella
Lineage: Eukaryota; Viridiplantae; Streptophyta; Magnoliopsida; Brassicales; Brassicaceae
Product: agamous-like MADS-box protein AGL66
Exons: 8
Coding region: 1-570 (189 amino acids)
Biological process (GO): regulation of transcription by RNA polymerase II
Molecular function (GO): RNA polymerase II cis-regulatory region sequence-specific DNA binding; protein dimerization activity; DNA-binding transcription factor activity, RNA polymerase II-specific
Source: RefSeq, a predicted model, not a curated record